Messenger RNA from Sphaeroforma arctica JP610, 419 nucleotides. RefSeq lists its product as hypothetical. The coding region runs from base 42 to 419 and encodes 125 amino acids. NCBI's taxonomy places the organism in Eukaryota, Ichthyosporea, Ichthyophonida. The transcript has a single exon. The record is from RefSeq and is a predicted model, not a curated record.
CUCUUACACUUCACAAGCUAUUACUGAUUGUAUCGACAGCAAUGACAAUGGACUCAAAACAGAAGUGCGAUGUGGAGAUAGAAGAAUCAGUCGCACUUUUAGGCACGAAGAGAGUCAAAUAUACAAUGGAAAAUGAUAUGUCCAGCAGUCAAGCUGGCGUUUCCAGUGAUGUUCUUGAUGAUAAAAAGGACCUAGGCGAAGAUAUCGACACCGGGCCGUGCGAUGUUACGGGAACUGUUGGGCUGAGAAGUGCUGAAAGUGGCUCAGGUAAAGGUAUUCAGGGCGAUGUACCUGCGAGUGCAAGUGCUGCUGAAAUUGAACCCCUGAGCAAUGGAGAGACUGCUGAGGGCCGAGCUGAUAUGGGGAGCGAGAAAGCUUCCACUGCCAGCAAUGGGGAGGUACGGCAACACGUUGCUUGA